UUCUGCAGCUAAUGCAGGCACCGCAGCCAGUGAGGGAGACUGCUAAACUGUACCUCUCGUGUCUCUCUCACUCUCUUCCCCUCCCCAAUUGCUUGCAUAGUUGUUUGAAAGAGAGCGUCUGCCACUUCUGUGCCCCCCUCCCUCUCCCCAGAAGAAGAUGGAGACUGAACGUGAAAUUCCCAGUUCCUCCAGCAGUUCUCCAGGAGACUCCAGGGAGUACAAGGUGGUGAUGCUGGGUUCAGGUGGAGUAGGCAAGAGUGCGAUGACAAUGCAGUUUAUCAGCCACCGGUUCCCCGACUACCAUGAUCCCACCAUAGAGGAUGCUUAUAAAACACAAGUACGUAUAGAUGAUGAACCUGCUUAUUUGGACAUUCUGGACACUGCUGGACAAGCAGAAUUCACGGCCAUGAGAGACCAAUAUAUGCGAGGUGGAGAGGGCUUCAUUAUUUGCUAUUCCAUCACGGACCGACAGUCCUUUCAAGAAGCUGCAGAAUUCAAGGAGCUCAUUUAUCGUGUCCGGCAUACCUAUGACAUCCCCGUGGUGCUGGUGGGGAACAAAAUUGAUCUCAAUGAGUUUCGGCAGGUCUCCCGAGAGGAAGGUGUCAACUUGGCCAGACAGUAUGCCUGCCCUUUCUUUGAGACCUCUGCUGCCUUGCAUUUCUACAUCGACGAUGUUUUUCACAAGCUGGUGAGAGAAAUCCGAAAGAGGGAGAAGUCUCUGCAUCUGGCAGAUGGGAAGUUGAAGAACAAGGACAGUCUGUGGCAGAAACUGAAAGGAUCUUUGAAGAAGAAAAAGGAAGUCCCUUCUUGAUGGUGGUCCCCAUGCAGUUUAGCUGCAGUGUUUGGGAACUGCACAGAACAAUUCCAAAAGACAUCAUCUUAUGCAGUCUUAUUUUUGCAGGGUUCCUUUUAUGCAGCACCAGCCUUCUAACUUUGGGUAAGAUUCUGUGCAAGGUGGGAUACUCCCCCUCCUAGUGUGUUAGUAAAGAGAAGGUUGUGUUGCAUUUAAUAUGUUUAGUGGAAAGAAAAAUGCACUGUGGGUGUAUCUUAUUUCAUGGACAGUCAUGUUCAGGUAUCUUAUUUAUUUAUUUCUAAAGAUUAAUGGUCAACUAAGUCAUACACAACGUUAGACACA
Lacerta agilis (Sand lizard) is the source of this 1135-nucleotide messenger RNA. RefSeq names its product Ras like without CAAX 2 (gene RIT2). Bases 158 to 811 code for a protein of 217 amino acids. Gene Ontology annotation, molecular function: GDP binding; GTPase activity; GTP binding. The transcript has 5 exons. The record is from RefSeq and is a predicted model, not a curated record. Gene Ontology annotation, biological process: Ras protein signal transduction; positive regulation of neuron projection development. NCBI's taxonomy places the organism in Eukaryota, Metazoa, Chordata, Lepidosauria, Squamata, Lacertidae. Gene Ontology annotation, cellular component: plasma membrane.